Molecule: messenger RNA, 5114 nt
Organism: Oreochromis niloticus (Nile tilapia)
Lineage: Eukaryota; Metazoa; Chordata; Actinopteri; Cichliformes; Cichlidae
Product: zinc finger protein 729
Exons: 6
Coding region: 385-1920 (511 amino acids)
Biological process (GO): regulation of transcription by RNA polymerase II
Cellular component (GO): nucleus; transcription regulator complex; chromatin
Molecular function (GO): RNA polymerase II cis-regulatory region sequence-specific DNA binding; DNA-binding transcription factor activity, RNA polymerase II-specific
Source: RefSeq, a predicted model, not a curated record
GACGAGCAGGAAGAAGGGGGUGGGGAAGAAGAGGAGUCGAGCAGAGAGAGCUGCUUUUUCGUGAAAUGGGAGUAAAGUAGUGAACUUGGAGGAGAGAAACAAAUUAAAGUGUCGAUCAUAUACCACUACCAACGUCUGGAUCGAUACGUGCAUCGAUCUGCCCACCCUUGUCUCCUGGAUCGUAGCUGAGAUCAGCGUGAACCACGUGGGUCUCUGCUCCUUGAUCUGUUUCCUGUGUUUGGAAAGAGUUCCAGCUUCAUCACGGAGUUUCUCUCGGUUUGUGGGCUCAUCUAAAGCUGAGUAACAGGACGAGAAGAGUCUGGUGGAGCAGCAGAGGAACAAUUUCGGCUAUUUGGACUCAGCUCAGCCACUACAGAGGAAACAAUGACUUCAACACAAAAGGACCAACAUGGAGCGAGAAGUCAGCGCUCUCAGGAGGCCGACAAACCUCACAGAAGAAGGGGAGAGAAAAAAUACAGCUGUGAUGAGUGUGGAAAGGAUUUUACUCAUCUUGGAAACUUUAAAACACACCAACUCGUCCACAGUGGAGAUAAACCGUACAGAUGUGGCUUGUGUGGAAAACUUUUUACCCAGAAAGGACACCUAAAAUCACACCAGCUCAUCCACAGUGGAGUUAAACCAUACAGCUGUGACUUGUGUGGAAAGUCUUUUACCCACCCUUCAAGCUUAAAAACACACCAAGUCAUCCACAGUGGAGUUAAACCAUACAGCUGUGAGUUGUGUGGUAAAGCUUUUACUUGCAGUGGUAACUUACAGCGUCAUCAACUCAUCCACUCUGGAAUCAAGACACACAGCUGUGGUCAAUGUGGUAAAGCUUUUGCUCAGAGUAGCACCUUACGACGUCACCAAGUUACUCACUCUGGAUUUAAACCGUACAGCUGCGACUUGUGUGGAAAGUCUUUUAACGAUCCUGCAAACUUGAAAAAACACCAACUCAUCCACAGUGGAGUUAAAUCGUACAUAUGUGAUCCUGAGAAAGCUGAGCCACCUGUGGAAAAAGCAGAAAAAUGUGUGUCUGAUAGCCUGCUACCUGCUACACCGGACCUGUCUUUUGAGGACCAACAUGGAGCGAGAAGUCAGCGCUCUCAGGAGGCCGACAAACCUCACAGAAGAAAGGGACAGAAAAGAUACAACUGUGAUAAGUGUGGGAAGAAUUUUACCCAUCUUGGAAACUUUAAAGCACACCAACUCGUCCACAGUGGAGAUAAACCGUACAGCUGUGAGUUGUGUGGAAAACUUUUUACCCAGAAAGGACACCUAAAAUCACACCAGCUCAUCCACAGUGGAGUUAAACCAUACAGCUGUGACUUGUGUGGAAAGUCUUUUACCCACCCUGCAAGCUUAAAAACACACCAAGUCAUCCACAGUGGAGUUAAACCAUACAGCUGUGAGUUGUGUGGAAAGUCUUUUACCCACCCUUCAAGCUUAAAAACACACCAAGUCAUCCACAGUGGAGUUAAACCAUACAGCUGUGAGUUGUGUGGUAAAGCUUUUACUUGCAGUGGUAACUUACAGCGUCAUCAACUCAUCCACUCUGGAAUCAAGACACACAGCUGUGGUCAAUGUGGUAAAGCUUUUGCUCAGAGUAGCACCUUACGACGUCACCAAGUUACUCACUCUGGAUUUAAACCGUACAGCUGCGACUUGUGUGGAAAGUCUUUUAACGAUCCUGCAAACUUGAAAAAACACCAACUCAUCCACAGUGGAGUUAAAGUGUACAUAUGUGAUCCUGAGAAAGCUGAGCCACCUGUGGAAAAAGCAGAAAAAUGUGUGUCUGAUAGCCUGCUACCUGCUACACCGGACCUGUCUUUUGAGGUAAGCAAAGCAGAUUUUGUCCAUGUGCAACAGAAUGAUCCAACUCUGGCCAAAUGUUUACUUGCUGUAAAUUCCAACGAGUAAACCCCCCAUGUUUACAGCAUUGACAACAACGUGUUAAUGCGUAAAUGGCACCCUCCCUCAUCGAGUGAUCUUGGGUGGAAUGUAGGUAACUAGGUACUGCCGCUCCUGUCACCUUUAUCAGGUCAGUGUAAAACCAACCAAGUUAUUCCUCCCGCUCCAUUGCAUCUGAUCCGGGCUUUAAGGGAACCAUUUGAGCACAUACUCAUUGAUUGUGUAGGACCGCUUCCCAAAAACAAAGUCAGGACGUCAGUAUAUUUUAACUUUGAUGUGCGCCGCCACACGCUUCCCCGAGGCUAUUCCGUUCCACACUGUUAAAGUCAAAGCUGUUGUCAGAGUGCAAGUGAACUUUUUCUCCGCUUUCGGUUUGCCAAAAUCUGUUCAAACGGACCGAGGGUCAAACUUCAUAUCCAAAAUUUUCACUCAGCUCUUGAAAUCGCUUGGCAUAAAGCAUUAAAAAUCCAGUGUGUAUCAUCCCGAAUCACAGGGCGUGCUCAAGGGUUUCCAUCAAACAUUAAAAGCUAUGAUGAGAAAGUUCUGCGUCGAGUCAGGAAGAGAGUGGGAUGAGGGUCUGCCUCUUCUCCUUCUAUUGGUGAGAGAGCGUGUGCAGGAGUCCACGGGUUUCAGUCCCGCAGAUCUGGUGUUUGAACACACAGUGCGUGUCCCCGCAACUGCUCAAAGAGAUUUUCUCUCCAGACAAAGUUCUGUGGGUCCUACAUUGUCCAAGAGAAACUGAGUGACACAGAUUCUGUUAUAGGCACCCCAGACUGUAGAAGAAAGCGUCAUGUGGCUUCAUCUCGUCAACCUGAUGAAGCCUUAUUUUUUCGCGAGGCAGGUGUAAACCCCUCUUCGUCCCCUGCUGCACCAUCAGCCUUGCCUGUAGUUGUGUCAGCGGCCCCAUCUCAGUAUAAUCCAGAAAGUGAUGGCUUAGUUUUCGUUUGUGCUGAGGGUUGCUCCCGACUCAGAAACUCUGAAAUAUUAGUGAAUUUAAAAUACCACCUAAAACAUUUGGAUGAUGCUGCCCAGAAUGAUUUGUGCUCUCUGAUCAAAAAUCACCCAUCCCUGAUUGCUGACACUCCACCUCGCACCACUGUCAUGAACAUGACGUAGAUGUAGGUGACCAUCCUCAGAUCAAACAACACGCUUGUCGUGUGAACCCUACUAUUAAAUCUUGUUCUUUUUAUUCUUUUACUGGACAGAGAGAACACGACUCAGUUGUCAAAGUAUUUAUAAUUAUUUUAUUCAAUCAUUACUUUUCGGAAAGGGAUGUGCACCAGGCCAAACCCUCUGCAGAUCUAAAACAUUACAAGAAUAUCACCUAUGUUAUAAUCCGCUUGCUCCUUCCCUACUAAACCGUCCCUUGAUCUAUUUCAAUACUACAUGUCUACCCUAUAGCUGCAAAACUGUCUGCAUCCUCGCUCCUCGUGUUAUUUUAGUAACCCUACUUGAUCUGUGUGUGUGCAUUGCUUAGUUCCGCUUUUCUGUACUUCCUGUUCUUCACAGUUUCCUGUUUUUGCACAGUAUUUCAGUCUGGCUAAGCAAUUGGUUUGUGAGUCAAAGCUGGCCUGUUAUUAAAAUACAUAAACAAAAUAAUCAAAUAAGCACUAAGAAAACAUAUAUGUUCCUCAAUACCUACCAAAUGCGCACUUUUUCAGCAAGAAGUUUCCUACUUGCUAAAAAAUGGUCUAGCUGUCCCGAGUUCUAGUACAUGGAGUGCCUUCUCAUGCCGAAGGAAGACAAAACCCCAUGUUUCUGUACAGAUUUUCAAAAAGUAAACAGUGUGACCAAACCAGACUCCUAUCCUCUCCCCCGAAUGGAAGAUUGUGUUGAUAGGGUUUGCUCUGCAAAGUUUGUCACUUGAUUUAUUAAAGGGUUAUUGGCAAGUUCCCCUCACUCCACACGCAUCAGUUCCGCCUUCGUCACUCCCAAUCACUUUCUCCAAUAUAUAUCGUCAUGCCUUUUGCCAUUCGAAAUGCCCCUGCCACAUUCCAACACCUUCACUAGAUAAGCCACUGUGGCUUAUCUAGUGAAGCAGGUGGGUCAGGGUCAGGUGCGCCCCCUCCUGGCCAAAAUUCAGGCUGUCCUACAUUUCCCUCUGCCUCGCACUAGAUGUGAGAUUCGCCGUGUUCUCGGAAUGGCCGGCUACUAUCGUGGUUUCUGCAAAAAUUUUGCUGAUGUAGUUGCACCUCUCACCAGUCUCACUAGUGUGUCAAAACCAUUAGUGUGGUCAUCCACAUGCCAGAAUGCAUUUCAGUCUGCCAAAGUUCAGAACACCAGUCUUUGCCACUCUUGAUUUUAUGCGUCCUUUCAAACUAGAGGUGGAUGCCAGCGCCAGCUGUGCAGGUGAGGUGCUGUUGCAGAAGGAUGAGCAGGGUGUUGAUCAUCCAAUCGGUUACUUUUUAAGGAAAUUCAACAUUCACCAGCAAAAUUACAGUACCAUAGAUAAAGAUGCUCUUUCCCUGUUGCUUGCACUGCCACAUUUUGGUUCAUUUUGGCGCUACAACAUAUAUAGGUUGUAGUUCAUCGCCUGUCAUUGUCUACACCGAUCACAAGCCCUUUGUGUUUUUGACUAGAAUACAAAAUUCCAACUAGAGGCUCAUGAGAUGGUAACUCCUAGUACAGGAUUUUAAUUUGGAGAUCCAUCACAAAAAAGGAACCGAGAAUGUGACAGCAGAUGCACUGUCGAGUGGUUUUCUCCAUUCCUAAGUGCCAAACAUCCGUAGGGGAGAUGUUUGGUCUUGGGAAGGGCAGUGUUACGGCCCUGGCCAGCUGUAUAUUUUGUGGUGUUUUAUGUCUUUAAGAAUCUACAGAUCCUUCCUGAUUGGAGAGCUGACGGCGGCUGAUUGGUCCCCUGAUCAUGUGGCUGUUUUUAAAAGAUGCCUCACCAGCAGUUGUCGGCGGCAGCGCCUGACAGCAGCAGACCUGACCCUGGCUUCCAAACCUUGUGUUACCCGUGUGUGGCUCCUGAGAUUUACUGAGUUUUUGUAUAUAGUGUGUAAAUUAAUUAACUUGUAAAUGGACACUGAAACAGAAGGGGUGAGCUGCCUUAAUAUUUUCUUGUGCUGUUUUCUCCUGUUCAUUUCAGUUAGGGAGUUAGGUGUAGCCUGUGUCUUUUGUUUGGUUUUUGUUUCACAUAGGGCAGGGGUCUGCAACCUUUAACACCCAAAGAGCCAUUUGGACACGAUUUCCACGCAAAA